AAGAUACUACAAAAUUUCUGGACCCCAGUGUGUUUGCAGAGUCUGUAUGUCUACCGUGGAGAUGGGACCAAUGGACUUGGAUAGGCAAGUGAACCUGACAGUGGAGGAUGGCUAUAGAUCAUUAAUAGACUCUAGUAUACCUGUAUGCUGCACAAAUGCCACAACUCCAUCCUUUGACCACCUCCCACCAGAUUUGGAAGAUAGCACAAAGCUGAUUGGGGUGCAAAUCAUACUUAUAGUAGCUUACUGUACCAUCAUUCUUCUUGGUGUUAUUGGCAACUCCUUGGUCAUCUAUGUUGUAUUUAAGUUUAAAACACUGCGCACUGUGACUAAUUUUUUCAUUGCAAACCUUGCUGUGGCAGAUUUAUUGGUAAAUACUUUGUGCCUGCCAUUUACAUUGAUCUACACCCUUCUAGGCGAGUGGAAAUUGGACAAUGUGUUGUGUCUUUCAAUGGUCCCAUAUGCUCAAGGUUUAGCAGUGCACGUAUCUACAGUAACCCUAACUGUCAUUGCUCUAGACAGACAUAGAUGCAUAGUCUAUCACUUUGAGACCAAAAUGUCCAAGGAGACUUGCUUUAUUGUCAUUGGCAUUACAUGGAUGAUCAGCGCAGUACUAGCAAGCCCACUGGCUAUCUUUAGAGAGUAUGGUACAUUCCACAUAUCCCCUGAUAAAUCUAUUCAGUUUUGUACUGAGAAAUGGUCUGAUAACAACCGAGAUGGCACUGUAUACAGCAUCUCAAUGCUGCUGCUGCAAUAUGUGUUGCCACUGUCAAUCAUUUCCUUUGCGUACAUCCGAAUCUGGAGUAAACUGAAGAACCAUGUAAGUCCAGGUGAAGGGAAUGUUCGCCACCACAGAAGAACGAAAACCACAAAAAUGUUGGUUACCGUUGUGGUAGUGUUUGCCGUGAGCUGGCUGCCAUUUCAUGCUUUUCAGCUUUGCAUUGAUAUCGAUAACAACGUCUUAGAUAUGAAAAAUUUUAAAUUAGUGUAUACCAUAUUUCAUGUAAUAGCUAUGUGCUCUACUUUUGCCAACCCAUUCCUUUAUGGGUGGAUGAAUAAUAACUACAGAAAUGCUUUCAUAAAUGUGUUUAAAUGCGAGCAGAAGGUUGAUUCUAUCCACCUGGAGGGCCAAGUGGAGUUCAAUACAAAAAAAAAGACCUUGGAAGCAGAAGAUAUAGCCAAUGCGAACGGUCAUUCAACAAAGCGACAUCCCACCAAUGUUUGA
Messenger RNA from Polyodon spathula (Mississippi paddlefish), 1225 nucleotides. RefSeq names its product neuropeptide Y receptor type 2-like. The transcript is spliced from 2 exons. The coding region runs from base 47 to 1225 and encodes 392 amino acids. Gene Ontology annotation, cellular component: membrane. Lineage: Eukaryota; Metazoa; Chordata; Actinopteri; Acipenseriformes; Polyodontidae. Gene Ontology annotation, molecular function: neuropeptide Y receptor activity. The record is from RefSeq and is a predicted model, not a curated record. Gene Ontology annotation, biological process: G protein-coupled receptor signaling pathway.